GGUGGACAGCUGCAUCCUGAGUAGCUGUUCGACUACAGCAGAAAAAAACAUGUGGGUAUUGUAGAGGAUAUAGUGAAAGAUGUGUAGUUUGUGCAUCUGCUCCUCUGUGUUGUUCAGUCAGUGUGUACUCAAAGGGAUCUCCACUUCACUGCUCUUCACAGUGACUGGCCACAGCAAGGGGGGGAGUGGUUAAAAAAAAAUCACAGCUAGCUAAUCAGAGGGGCUGUGGGCAGCUCAAACAAGUGGCUAGAGUUUUGAUGAAAGGCGAACACAUGCAGUCUGGCACCGGUAACCUACGGGAAUAAAACACUACCUCCAAUUCCUGAUGGCCUUUUCUCCUCCUACCACUGAGAGGUAAUAAAAGGACUCUGCAGAACCUCAAGAGGAUUGUUUACACUUGGAUGCUGUUGGAGAAAGACGCACAAUCACUGAGAGAUUGAGGAAAACCUGAAGUUCCAACUGUGCUACAUUUAUUUUUUUUAGCUUAAUAACUCUACCAUGAAGAUGCUGAAUGUGGACUUGCUAGUUUUAAGUUUCUGCCUUGGUCUAGGGACAGGAUACAGUGCUGCUGGUAAGAGACAAUAUCAGAUCCAAAACGGCCCAUGUAGCUACACCUUUCUGCUGCCAGAGCAGGAAAACUGCCAAACCCAGAGCAACAGCUACAACUACCAAAAGGAUGGACCCAUGGACAACGACGAGUCGGCUCAGAGGCUGGAACAACUGGAGAUCACCAUGGAGAACAACACACAAUGGCUGCUUAAGCUUGAGAGCUACAUACAGGACAGCAUGAAGCAGGACAUGGUCCAAAUCCAACAGACAGCUGUACACAACCACACCGCCACCAUGAUUGAAAUCGGGACAAAUCUGCUGAGUCAAACUGCCGAGCAAACAAGGAAACUGACCAAUGUGGAGGCACAGGUAAUUCAUCAUACAACUCGACUUGAGCGCCGGCUUCUUGAGAAUUCUUUGUCAACAAACAAGUUGGAAAAACAACUUAUUGUCCAAACAAAUGAAAUCAACAAGCUGAGUGACAAAAACAGCUUCCUGGAGAAAAAGGUGGAGGAGAUGGAGGAGCAGAGGCAGGUGGAGCUGAAGAUGCUUCGAGAAGAAAAGGAGCAGCUCCAGACUCUGAUACUGAGGCAGACCGCCAUCAUAGGCGAGCUAGAGCAGCAGCUGCUUAAAGUCUCCUCCAACAACACUGUCCUACAGCAUCAACAGCAGGAGCUGCUGGACACUGUGAACAACCUCAUUCAAACCAUCUCUGUUGGCUCAGCUCAAGAGACCAAAACGGUCAUGAUGCAGGACACUCCAACCACAUUCAUGGAUUGUGCUGCUGUCUACAAGUCAGGAAACACCAAAAGUGGAGUCUACACCCUCACAUUACCCAACACUACAACAGAGGUUAAGGCUUUCUGUGACAUGGUGACAGAAGGAGGUGGCUGGACAGUCCUACAAAAACGCUUUGACGGCCGUGUUGACUUUCACCGCACGUGGCAAGAGUACAAAAAGGGGUUCGGAGAACCUUCAGGUGAAUUCUGGUUGGGAAAUGAAUUUGUCUCUAGACUGACAAGUCAACAGUCCUACAAGCUAAGGAUCCAGCUGAGUGACUGGGAAGGAAACUCUGGAUUUUCACAAUAUGAUCAGUUUUCUCUUGACAGUGAAGCACAAAAUUACAGGAUACACCUUAAAGGCUACAGUGGAACAGCAGGCAAAAUAAGCAGCAUCGGGCAGCCAGGAAGUGAUUUCAGUACAAAGGAUGCAGACAAUGACAAAUGUGUUUGCAAAUGUUCACAACUGACAACAGGGGGUUGGUGGUUUGAUGCCUGUGGUCCGUCCAAUCUGAAUGGGAUGUAUUACCAACAAGGCCAAAACUCAAAUCGCUUCAAUGGAAUCAAAUGGUACUACUGGAAAGGCUCGGGCUAUUCACUGAAGUCCACCACAAUGAUGAUCAGACCAGCAGACUUCACAGGUUCCCUAUGAACUGUCAUUCUCAAAUUAAACAAAGUGGGAAGGAAACUCUGCCUGACAAACAGUAACAAACAACAAAACCAAAAAUAAAAAUUCUCAAGGGAGCCAAAGCACCUGAUAUUUUACAUACCUUUGAAAAUACAUAUUUUGGGCAUGUUUAUAUGUUUAAUAAUUUGAAUCAAAUGGGUUGUUGCAAAAACUUGUGAAAUAUGGACUGACAAAUAUCUAUACUGAAAAUACUUUGCCAGUGGUAUGUAUAGAUAACUACAGAUAUAAUACUUACAUUGAGUGUAACAGCUAGCUAACCAAACAGGAGGGACCAGAGUAAAAUGUGACACUGAUUCAUUUAAUUUUUUUGAAUGAUUUUAUUAUAGUUUAAGCAGCCAUUUAACUAUGUUUUGAAUAAUAGCUGUCUAUGUAAUUUUAAGAAAGAGACUAUGGUACAACAUGCAGACAAACAACUGGCUCAAAAUGAUUGUUGUGUUCUGAAAAAUGUUCUGUUGAAUACCUAAAAUGUAAAUGCAAAUGUAAAAAUGCCACAGAAAAUAUUUCUCUUGGGACCGUUUUUCUCCAGAGAAUGUAUGUACAUUUGUUGUUUAAUUUAUAUGUAGAUUUUAAAGUUGAUAUUUAACAUUAUUAUAUGUGAUAGAGAUUUGUUAGACAGAUCUGCCUCCUAGUUCCCAGCUAAUUAAUAAUUUCAUUGCACAUAAACUUGGAGGAUAUAUUUUAAUAUAAUUAUGCAGUUUACCUUCCCACAUGCUCAUACAUGUUGAUGAUCUCUUUGCAGUCGUUUGGGACUUUUUUUAUUAUUUAUGCAACAUUUCUUUUGAAGCUACAACAAUGAAAAGUAGCACAAGCGAGGAAGGAAUUUCUCACCACUGGCUUAAGGUUUUGUAAGAGUGUUUGACUGUAAUACUCUACGAGCUGUUAUAUACCUAAAGUUGAAUAUUAAACACAACCACAAGGCAAAGAACUUAAGACAUACUGUAAGCCUUAGUCCAAUAGUCCUGUUCUGCACUAUAACAAUGAACAGUCUUGUGAAUGCACAAUUAUCAGACUACCACAACUUCUUCAGCAAUGUUUUAUCAUUUCUUCUUUAAAAUAAAAAUUUUCCAAAAUUCAA
Messenger RNA from Lates calcarifer (barramundi perch), 3091 nucleotides. RefSeq names its product angiopoietin 2a (gene angpt2a). The record is from RefSeq and is a predicted model, not a curated record. Gene Ontology annotation, molecular function: receptor tyrosine kinase binding. NCBI's taxonomy places the organism in Eukaryota, Metazoa, Chordata, Actinopteri, Centropomidae. The coding region runs from base 499 to 1980 and encodes 493 amino acids. The transcript is spliced from 9 exons. Gene Ontology annotation, biological process: Tie signaling pathway.